UUAUCUCUGUUGCUCUUACUAUAUAACACCAUGUCGGUUACGUCUCUGCCUUUGAGUGCAGGUGAGGACACGUUCGAGCUGCACUCGGUGGAACUGGAGCUGGAGGCUGUGGAGAAGCAGAUCCGCGACCUACAGGUGAAGCAGGCCGAGCUGCGGGAGCGGAAAGCAGCGCUGGAAGCCCCCCGGUCUCAGGUAAACUCCCGGCAUUUAAUCACUACUCCUUCCACCUCUACUCCGUGUGUUUCUCUGUCCAGGCCCAACGCACCCAGGAAGUGGCCUGGCCAGGGGCAGUUCACUCCAGCGCCGGGGCACCGCGGAUCCUGGGUGCAGCAGCGGAGGACACGUGCCGGGCCCCGGUCGAGGACCUCUCCCCCUCCACCACCGCCGGUCUUCGAGAUCCCCACCCGGAACCGCUUCGCCCCCCUUCGUGAGACGGACCGCGACACUGUGAUCAUCGGAGACUCCAUCGUCCGCCACGUCCGUGCUACUGUGGCUAAAGGUAAGGCUCGCACUCACUGCUUACCUGGUGCCCGUGUUCUUGAUGUCGCUGCACAGGUACCUAGGGUCGUGAGCAGAAACACCGGAGCUGUGGUUCUUCACGCCGGCUCGAACGACACCAGCCUGAGGCAGUCGGAGAUCCUGAAGAGAGACUUCAAGACCCUGGUGGAGACGGUUCGCAGCACAGCGCCCACGGCGAGGAUCAUCGUGUCCGGACCACUUCCAACGUACCAGCGAGGAAUUGAAAGGCUAUUCCGCGCUGACGGCCUGCACCCCAGCAGAGUUGGAGCGGAGAUCCUCUCGGACCACAUCUCCAGGGCGCUGCACACCUUCUGACUGGUAAGCUACGCCUUAAAUUUAAAUUUCAAUAGCCAUCCUUCACCU
Molecule: messenger RNA, 882 nt
Organism: Tachysurus vachellii
Lineage: Eukaryota; Metazoa; Chordata; Actinopteri; Siluriformes; Bagridae
Exons: 2
Coding region: 31-834 (267 amino acids)
Source: RefSeq, a predicted model, not a curated record